Messenger RNA from Striga asiatica, 606 nucleotides. NCBI's taxonomy places the organism in Eukaryota, Viridiplantae, Streptophyta, Magnoliopsida, Lamiales, Orobanchaceae. The record is from the annotation of a GenBank genome assembly.
AUGCCACCGCCGCACGGGGAGAAGAUGAAGGCGGCGACAUCAGACGCGGCGGCAACCUGCCUCAGCCCUACUUCGUUGAUGGACGCCAUGAACGACAUGAGGUUGGUGGCCAUGAAUGCUUCUCAGUACCGCGCCGACGGCCUUGACGGGCGUGUUGUGACGGCCGUGGCGUUGAUUACGGUUGUCGCGAUGGUGGUGGUUAUGUCCACGGCGGCGGCGACAUCGGAAAAAAUAGGAGCUACGACGUUAGUGAUUUAUUUGUUAGUUGGCGUGAAUAGAUUUCAUAAUUGGACACUAAACCCAUUUCAUAUGAUGGGAGUUGCUGGUGUAUUGGGGGCUGCUUUGCUAUACGCUAUUCAUGAUGCUACCGUCGAAAAUACUUUAUUUGAAGAUGGUGAUGGUGCAAAUACAUUCCGUGCUUUUAACCCAACUCAAGCUGAAGAGACGUAUUCCAUGGUCACCGCUAACCGCUUUUGGCCCCAAAUCUUUGGGGUUGCUUUUUCCAAUAAACUAACCGGUUUGUGGAUGAGUGCUCUUGGAGUAGUGGGUUUGGCCCUGAACCUACGUGCUUAUGACUUCGUUUCUGAGGAAAUACAAAAUCGAUAG